AACAUGGAUAAUCACCACCUCUUUCAACUCCAUUGUUGACCGACGUCUUCGCUUCACGUCCCCAGAUUCUAGGGUUAGGGAUAGGGUUAGGGUUAGGGUUAGGGUUAGGGCUCUCUCUACCGGAAAAUCCCAUCCAUCCAACCACCAAUCAAUGUCUCUAUUUUCCCCCAUUCCACGGCUGCUAUUAGUUCUGUUAUGCUUACUAGGGUUAGGGUUAGGCUUUGGGGACGCUCUGAAGGUGCCCCUUAGGAUCAAGGACGUGCUUCCGGUUCUGCCGAGGCAGAUAUCGUGGCCGGUGCUCAACAAUUUCCAUAGUGCUGUGGAUUUGUUGCCUUCUUUUAUUGGGGCGGUGACUCCUGAUAACAGCUCGAUUCAAUGGGAAGGGGCUUGCUUUUCCGGUAACCAGGCCCGGCUCGAGUUCACCGAAGGCGAUCGGGGUAAAUCCGAUUUGGGAGGUGGCGUUCUCUAUCUAAAGACUUCUGAGGCACACAGCUGGGCCUGUAUGGAUCUUUAUGUUUUUGCAACACCGUAUCGUAUUACAUGGGAUUAUUACUUCUCUGCUCGAGAACAUACUUUGAAGUUCGACUCGUGGGAAGAAUCUGCAGAGUUGGAAUAUGUAAAGCAGCACGGGGUCUCUGUGUUUCUCAUGCCAUCAGGGAUGCUGGGGACAAUGCUGUCUUUGAUAGAUGUUUUGCCUCUGUUUUCUAACACUGCGUGGGGUCAAAAUGCAAACUUGGAUUUUUUGAAGAAGCACAUGGGUGCAACAUUUGAAAAACGUUCUCAGCCGUGGCAAACAACCAUAAAUCCCGCAGAUGUUCAUUCUGGUGAUUUUCUAGCAGUUUCAAAGAUCCGUGGUAGAUGGGGUGGAUUUGAGACAUUGGAAAAAUGGGUAACGGGAGCAUUUGCUGGCCAUACAUCAGUGUGCUUGAAGGAUGAGAUGGGCAAUCUAUGGGUUGGUGAAUCUGGACAUGAGAAUGAAAAGGGUGAAGAGAUUAUAGCAGUGGUUCCAUGGGAUGAGUGGUGGGAGUUGGCACUCAAGGAUAGUUCUAAUCCCCAAAUAGCCUUGCUUCCCUUGCAUCCAGAGUUGCGUGCAAAAUUCAAUUCUACUGCAGCAUGGGAAUAUGCUCGGAGCAUGUCACGGAAGCCAUAUGGUUAUCACAACAUGAUAUUUAGCUGGAUUGACACCAUGGCCGACAACUUUCCUCCUCCUCUUGAUACUCACUUGGUUGUUUCUGUCAUGUCUAUGUGGACCAGAAUGCAGCCUGCAUAUGCUGCAAAUAUGUGGAAUGAGGCUCUCAACAAGCGGCUUGGUACAGAGGGUUUGGACCUGUAUGAGAUUCUAGCUGAGGUUGAAAGCCGCGAAAUGGCCUUUGAUCACUUGCUUACAAUUCCUGAACAAGAUGAAUGGGUAUAUAGUGAUGGAAAAUCUACCACAUGUGUUGCUUUUAUUCUUGCAAUGUAUAAAGAAGCUGGGAUUUUCGGUCCUAUUUCCAACUCUAUACAAGUUACUGAGUUCACUAUUCGUGAUGCAUACAUGCUUAAGAUUUUUGAGGAUAACCAAACCCGCUUGCCAAGUUGGUGCAACGGUAAGGAUGAAAAGCUCCCAUUCUGCCAGAUCCUUGGUGAAUACCGGAUGGAACUACCUCUAUAUAACACCCUAGAGCCAUACGCUAACAUGAAUGAGCACUGCCCUUCCCUGCCUCCUACUUACGACAGACCCACCCGAUGCUAAAUCUGAAUUCCCUCAAGAUUUAUACGUCCCUCGUUGGCAUGUAUGACAUAAUUUAUCAAGUUGCUGGUGUCUUGAGAAAAAAUUCAAAAGACGUAUAAGUAAGGGGCCGGGCAUUUUCUUUCUUUGUUUCUCUUUAGCUAAAUAAAUGUAUAUAAUUUGUGGAUCAAGGAAGGAAAUAUGUUUACAAACUGUGUUAUAUCAAAAUGGUUGUAAUUGUAUAGUUUGCUUUUUUCGCA
Molecule: messenger RNA, 1968 nt
Organism: Pyrus x bretschneideri (Chinese white pear)
Lineage: Eukaryota; Viridiplantae; Streptophyta; Magnoliopsida; Rosales; Rosaceae
Exons: 7
Coding region: 152-1732 (526 amino acids)
Source: RefSeq, a predicted model, not a curated record